Molecule: messenger RNA, 1833 nt
Organism: Mucor velutinosus
Lineage: Eukaryota; Fungi; Mucoromycota; Mucoromycetes; Mucorales; Mucoraceae
Product: AA_permease domain-containing protein
Exons: 1
Coding region: 1-1833 (610 amino acids)
Biological process (GO): DNA repair; telomere maintenance
Molecular function (GO): DNA helicase activity
Source: RefSeq, a predicted model, not a curated record
AUGUAUUUCGUGCCUCCAAGUGCUGCUAAUAUGGAGAAAUACUGCAUGCGUCUACUUUUAUUGCAUGUUCGUGGCCCUCAAAGCUUUGAUAAUUUAAAAAACGUCAAUGGUGUUCAAUAUGUCACAUUUCGUGAAGCUGCUCAAUCCAUGGGACUCUUAGCAAACGAGGAUGAAUGGCAUUUUUGUCCGGAUGAAGGAUACGCGAUGAUAAGAACUGGAUCCUCUCAGGUGCGAGAUCUUUCUGUAACCAUUCUGAUAUUUUGCACUAUCUCCACCUACAAACAACUAUGGGAUAAUCACAAGGUUCAACUGUCUGAAGAUUUUAUUCAUAAAAUUCAACAAUCUCAAGCUGUUCCACAAGAAUUGACUGAUGCUCAGCUGGAAUCUUGCUAUCAAAAGGCAUUGAUUGACAUUAGUAGAAAAUUAAUGACGCAUGGAAAAUCAGUCAAGAAUUAUCCAGAGCUGCCCCAAAUCGAUGAAUCUGUUUUCAAUCAGGAGGAUGAAGAGCUUCGAUCAUUAUUUGAUCAAGAGGUAGUUGGGUAUAAUCUGGAGACUUUGGCUACUGAAGUUCGAAUUUACGAGGAAAGGAUGAACGCUGAUCAGCUUCAAAUAUACAACACUGUGCUUAAUUCUGUAAACAAUCCUGGCCUUGGUAUCCCUACAUGUUUCUUCAUUGAUGGUCCCGGUGGUACUGGAAAAACGUAUCUGUAUCAUGCUCUUCUCACUAAGGUUAGAGCAGAAUCAGGAAUUGCUUUGGCAACUGCUUCCUUAGGUAUCGCAGCAACUCUUUUACCAGGUGGUCAUACUGCUCACAGUACUUUCAAGAUACCUCUCAAGACAGACCAAACAUCAACCUGCCACUUCUCAAAACAAUCAAACACUGCUAAACUUUUGAAGGAAGCAAAGCUGAUUAUUUGGGAUGAAGCACCAAUGACUCACAAGCACGCAUUUGAGGCUGUAGACAGAUCGCUUCGUGAUUUGAUGUCCUCAGUACAUCCUUCUUAUGCUGGAAAGCCUUUUGGUGGAAAAGUUGUUGUUCUUGGAGGGGAUUUUCGUCAAGUUCUCCCGGUAGUCAAGAAAGGUAGAAGGGCAGAUGCAGUUGCAGCCUCUUUGGAGGCAUCAUACUUGAUGUCUCAUACUAAAAGUCUCAGACUGACUCAAAAUAUGAGACUCACCAACGAUGAAGGCCCUUCCUCAUCUCAAUUCGGUUCUAACAAUUUCGCUCAAUACUUGCUCCGUAUUGGUGAAGGAUCUAACCAACAUCAAUUUGGUGAUACUCUGGCCAUUGACCCCCAUUUGGAUUGUAGUUACAUUGAAAGCUACAGCGAGAUUAUUGAAAUUGCUUUUCGUGAUGUAUCUAUGAUGUCUUCACCGACAUCCUUUAUAGACAUAACUAUCCUGGCAGCAACGAAUGCGGUGGUGGAUCAGAUAAACGAUCUAGCUCUGGCAGCGUUUCCUGAAGAAUCUGUUGUAUAUCUAUCCAACGAUGAACAUAUCAUUGAUUCAGGGUCUCCGUCUAAUACACCUGUUGAGUAUCUGAAUAAGUUGAAACCUUCUGGAAUGCCUCCACAUGAACUAAAGCUGAAAGUCAACCAGCCUAUUAUGUGCCUUCGAAACAUCAAUCCAAGGCAAGGCCUAUGCAAUGGAACCCGUCUUAUAGUCAGAAACUUGAUGAGAAAUACGAUUGAAGCCGAAAUUGCAUGCAGUAGCCACCAAGGGAACUUUGUAUACAUUUCAAAAGUUCGCUGCACAGUGACCAAGACACCGCAGAACUCGAGGGAAAGCUGUCAAGAACGCAAUUUCCAGUGCAAAGUGCCUUCGCUAUCACUAUAA